This is a messenger RNA of Dendronephthya gigantea, 1992 nucleotides long. RefSeq lists its product as uncharacterized. NCBI's taxonomy places the organism in Eukaryota, Metazoa, Cnidaria, Anthozoa, Malacalcyonacea, Nephtheidae. The record is from RefSeq and is a predicted model, not a curated record.
AUGUUUAAGACUAUAACUUUAAUCUUACUUGUCGUUAAAAUUGCGUGUAUCAUAUCGCAGAACUGUUCUCUCAAGAUUUAUGAUACUAUUGAAAAAGGAAGGUCGUCUUUACCUCCAGAUGAAAUCAUAGCAAAUCAUACCGUCAUCUCAAGAUUUGUCUCGAUAGAAUGUCUCGAGCUCUGCCGAAAGGAACCGAAAUGUGUCGGAUUCAACUACAGAGACAAGAUCAAUGUUGUGAACUGUCAACUGACCAACAUCACAAGAAAAAGAAAUCACACCGUAAUGACUGGUGAAGGAGAAUGGAUACUAAUGAACGAUAAAGAAGCAGCAAAUGAGAAAGAAAAGAGGAGACGGGACACUUUGAAUUCAGCUACCAGCUGCGCUUAUCUUUAUAACCAAGGGAUUAGACAAGAUGGAAUUUAUACUAUCCAUCCUGAUGGUAUGGGUUCGUUUCAAGUCAGAUGUGAUAUGAGCACAGACAGAGGCGGCUGGACCGUGUUCCAAAGAAGGCAAGAUGGAAGUCAAGAUUUCUACCUUGGAUGGUCAGAUUAUAAAGCAGGCUUUGGUGAUCUUAACGGAGAGUUCUGGUUGGGCCUUGAUAAAAUACAUCGUUUGUCCAAAUCUGGCCAAAACGUUCUAACAGUUGAUUUGACGAGUUUCAAUGGCGCUAAACGUUACGCUAAAUAUGGAAAGUUUAGUGUGGCUGAUGAAUCAGACAAAUACAGAUUAACUAUUGGUAAUUAUUCAGGUGACGCAGAUAAUUCUCUUGAUUAUCACAAUCAAAUGCAGUUCUCUACCAAGGAUAGUGACAAUGAUGCUAACAGUGGUAAUUGUGCUAGGAAUUUUAAAGGAGCUUGGUGGUACAAAAACUGUUAUCAUUCUAACCUCAAUGGCCUGUACCUGGCUGCAGGUCAGGCUGGUUCCAACGGAAUAAGACUGAAGAUCAAUCUGGUGAACUGCGCAUGCCAACUGACCAACAUCAUUGGAAAGAGAAAUCAUAACGAAAGCACUGGAGAAAGAAAAUGGAUGAGACUGGAGAAUUCAGGUAUUGAUACUAUGAAUGCAGGAGGUUUGACUUUACCUCCAGAUGAAAUUAUAUCAAAUCAUACCGUCAACUCAGGGAUUGUCCCGAUAGAAUGUUACGAGCACUGUCAGAAAGAACCGGGAUGUGUUGGAUUCAACUACAGAGAAAAGAUCAACGUUGUGAACUGCCAACUGACCAACAUCACAGGAAAGACAGAUCACGUCAUAAUGGACGGAGAUGGAGAAUGGAUACUAAUGAACGACGAAAAAGCAGCAAAGAUUGAGGAAGAAAAGAAAAAAAGUGACACUUUGAAUCUAGCUAGCAGUUGUGCCCAUCUGUAUCACCAAGGAGUAAGACAAGAUGGUGUUUAUACUAUCAAUCCUGAUGGUCUGGGUUCGUUUGAGGUCAGAUGUGAUAUGAAUAUAAGCAAAGCCGGAGGUAGAUGGACCGUGUUUCAAAGAAGACAAGGUGGAAGUCAAAAUUUCUAUCGUGGAUGGUCGGACUAUAAAGCUGGCUUUGGUGAUCUUAACGGCGAGUUCUGGUUGGGCCUGGAUAAAAUACAUCGUUUGUCCAAAUCUGGUCAAAAUGUUCUAAGAGUUGAUUUGAUGGAUUUCAAUGGCGCUGAACGUCAUGCUGAAUAUGGAACGUUUAGUGUGGCUGAUGAAUCAGACAAAUACAGAUUAAAUAUUGGAAAUUAUUCAGGUGACGCGGGUAAUUCCCUCGGUUCUCACAAUCAAAUGCAGUUCACUUCCAAGGAUAGCGACAAUGAUGAAAGUAUUCGCAAUUGCUAAUGUGCUAUUACGUGGCGAGGAGCUUGGUGGUACAAAAAAUGCCAUUCAUCCAACCUCAACGGCCUGUACCUUGGUGCAGGUCAAAUUAAUGCCACCGGAAUAAGCUGGUACCAUUGGAAAAAGUCCCACUAUUCAAUGAAAAAGACGGAGAUGAAAAUCCGUCCAUAUCAGUUUUGA